AUGAAAUUCAGCAAAACUUUAGAAAGUAGUCUGGAAAAAAUUCCUUCAGACUGGAAACCAUUCCUUAUUCAAUACAAACCCCUUAAAAGAUGCAUUAAAGCAAUUGUUCAGGAACUAAAUGCUAAAGGCAUACUUCAAAUUAUGGCUAACGAAGGUUACAAAAUUGAGUAUAGUUUUGAAUGCUACAAGCCUGAAUGUACUUCCGAAGACGGCCCAGUUUGUGUUCGUCCAUGUGUUAAAGUUUGCUCAAACUGCUAUGGACGUUCUUCUGAAGUAACUUUGCAUGUUAAGAAAUAUGAUUCGAUUUUAUCUUUGCCAUUAAACCUUCCGAACGAUGAUAAUAUGAAGCUAUCCUUUUUGGUAGACAAUGAAGCAUCUCACAUGAAAAAUAGGUUAAAUCAGCUUUCUAGGACAUCACACAUCGAACUUAAAGCUGAUGGUGAAUUUUUUUUUAUGCUUUUGAAAGAGAUUUAUCAACUAAAUUGUCUUCAAAAACAAAAUAAAGACAAAUUUCUCGAUAAACUACAAAAACUAAAAAGCUUGUUGAUCAAAGUCACGUCACCCUUUGAGAAAGAUAUGUAUACUUGGCGCCAAAUAUUUCAAAUUUAUAUAGAAAAUAAGAUUUUCGUUGGCAAUACCGAGUCCGAUAGAGAAGAAAGAAGUUGGGAAUCCGCUCAAAACCAAUUAACCUAUUUCGUUGAUCAAAUUAACGAAUCCCGCUUGGUUAAAAAGCUGAAACACCCAUUAUCUAAAUCUGCUUUUGAGGUGUUUUUAAAGCUUAAUCGUAGUCUUGUUGCAAUGAAACAAUUUCAAGACAUUAACCAAAAGGCGACGUCAAAAAUCCUUAAAAAGCAUGACAAGAAAACAUCUCUAGUUUCUUGCCAAAACUUCCAAUAUUUAAUAGAAAAGUAUUCGCUUCUCUCAAAGAAUAAUUUCAAAUCCCUUUGCUAUGAAAUGGAGCAAUUAAUGACCAUUAUUCCUCAACUCGACGAUUAUAACUGCCCCAUUUGUUUAAUUACUUUAAUAGAUGUCGCCUGGAAACCUAUUCGUCUUUGUUGCAUGCAUGUAUUCUGUGUUAGAUGUCUGGUCAAAUCUGGACGUAAAGGCAUGCGCAAUUGUCCAAUUUGUCGGGCAAAGGAUGCUGUAUAUAAUGUGGAAUCAAACAACUUGGACGUAUGUUUGAUGAAUUUCUUGGGUCUUUACUUCCCGAAAGAAGUUCAUAAAAAACAAAAAGACGACGAUAGAGAACGAGUUGCUGAGGAAAUGGAGGCCAUAACAGGCCUAAGAAUCGAGGAAAGAGAAGCAUGCGUAUUGUUAUAA
Molecule: messenger RNA, 1320 nt
Organism: Cetraspora pellucida
Lineage: Eukaryota; Fungi; Glomeromycota; Glomeromycetes; Diversisporales; Gigasporaceae
Source: the annotation of a GenBank genome assembly